AUGAAGUUUGGAUACUCCGUGAUUUUUGCUUCUAUGCUCGGUCUCUUUUCUACAGUCUUUGCUGGAAAGGUUUAUAUAUGCCCAACUAGUGUACAGAUUCCUGAAGAAACCGUUAACGCCGCCGUCAAAAACAGACUAGCUUUACUGGAUAAUGGCCAAAAUACUUAUGUGAUGGCUGGGAAUCUUAUCAGUGUUAGACUUCUGAACCACUCGAUUGGUGACGUUUACUAUGGAAUUAGAGCUUAUAUCAACAUACAAGACAGAACAUUUCAAGUACUUGAGGAGGAAGGUGGAAUUGGAAAUGAACAGAAGUGCAGCCUGAUGGAACAGUAA
Messenger RNA from Blumeria graminis f. sp. triticale, 333 nucleotides. The record is from the annotation of a GenBank genome assembly. NCBI's taxonomy places the organism in Eukaryota, Fungi, Ascomycota, Leotiomycetes, Helotiales, Erysiphaceae.